GUUCAGAGCGUAGGAAUUUAACCUUCAAUUAAAAAACACUGGGUCGACGAACAUAUCCCAGAGAUGUAUACUUGGCGUAUGAGGAGAGUUUUCAUGAACAUGAAAAUCUUUGUCAUCUUUUUGCUGACUUUUCCUCAUGUCUCAAGAUCAGUAAAUCUUGGAAACGCUUGCCAAAAUAUGUGGAACAAUGCUGGAAAUAACUUGGAUAUUCCUACAGAAUUAACGGUUAAUGCGGUCAACAAUGCAAACCCGUUGUUCACCGUGGUUCAAGGAGGAGGAGGAGUUGCAAAACUCGCUUCUAACGUGUUUACCCGAUUUGAAGACAUAUUGGUCGAUUACCAAGCAGUGCCGUUUGUUCUCAAUCAGCAACAUGUAAAUGACUUCAUAACUGCGGUAACCCAACCAGGAGGACCUAUGGAGGCUGCACUCAAUUAUUUAUUAGGUCAGCCAGGAUCAUUGCCUCAAGGCGUGACAACCCUAGAACAGUUCAGAUGCGUCAUAGAGAAAUUAUGGUUUCGAAACAGCAAUGGCUUUAAACAUGUUUUUGUUGGAAAUCAAAUGCCCAACAACAACAAUUACAAUGGAUUUCACAACUGGUACCAGUUCCUCCUUGAGCAACGAAGAAACCCUGCCCGGACGACGCACAUCGCUUUCAAUCAGCCGGCUUUCGUGGGAAACACACUGCCAAAGUUUUUGCGUCGGCUAUCAUUUAGAUGGAGAGGGGCGACCAAAGUACCACUGGGCAGCAGCAGCAGCAUGUUCGUUGGAACCAGCCCAGCAUUUGAUUUGGCCAUGUUUACUGCUUGUGUAUUGAGGGGACGUGCGCCAGGAGGAGGAGCAAUACAAUGGAAUGGCAAAAGAAAAACAGACUGUGAAUGCAACAUCCACGUACCGGCCGGAGGGCUACAGCAGAGCCUGGUAGAAUUUAGGACCGUCGAGAACCCACAGAAUGGAUGGGUCGUCACCGCCUAUCCAAGAAACGUUCAAUAGAUGAACCAGCCCAGCAUUUAAUCUGGCCAUGUUUACUGCUUGUUCUGUGAGGGGACGUGCACCCGGAGGAGGAGUAAUAGGAGGAAAUGGCAAUAGAGUAAUAGACUGCGAAUGAAACUUUCACUCCGACGGAGGGUUACCGCAGAGCCUGGUAU
Messenger RNA from Pocillopora damicornis (cauliflower coral), 1145 nucleotides. RefSeq names its product uridylate-specific endoribonuclease B-like. Gene Ontology annotation, molecular function: RNA endonuclease activity. Lineage: Eukaryota; Metazoa; Cnidaria; Anthozoa; Scleractinia; Pocilloporidae. The record is from RefSeq and is a predicted model, not a curated record.